AUGGAAGGGGAUAAGUUCCAGGAAGAGAUCAAAUGCCUCAUUGAGGUGAAGCGCAAAAACAUCACACGGUUUCUAGGAUAUUGUGCCGACACACAAGGGAGAGUGGUAGACUUUGAGGGAAGCUUUGUAAUGGCAGAUGUACGACGACAGUUCCUCUGUUUUAAGUAUCGACACAAAGAUACGUACAGUGGAGUUGAAUGGAGAGAGCACUAUCAAAUAAUCAAAGGAAAUUGCAAGGGUUUAUGGUACCUUCACCGUAAUCAUAUUGUUCAUUUGGACCUAAAACCUGAUAAUAUAUUGUUGGAUGAUAAUAUGGUACCGAUAGCUGACUUUGGUCUCUCAAAGUACUUUCGUGCCGGAUUAUCAUUUCAAAAUUUGGAUGAACAUCAUGCAUCUCGUGGACUUGAAUGGGGCAAGAGGUAUCUAAUUGUUAAAGGAAUUUGUGAGGGCUUAUAUUACCUUGAAGAAGAAAGUAUUAUUCACUUAGAUCUGAAACCAGCCAAUAUAUCGAUGGACAACAAUAUGUUGCCCAAAAUUACCGACUUUGGUCUCCCAAGAUUGGUUUAUAAGAAUGCUUAUGGAUAUGAAUGGCGAGAGUGCUAUGACAUAAUCGAAGGAAUUUGUGAGGGUUUAAGUUAUCUCCACAAGAACCAUAUUGUUCACUUCAACUUAAAACCGACAAAUAUACUUUAUGGAAUAUACUAUGGUUCCUAA
Triticum turgidum subsp. durum (durum wheat) is the source of this 714-nucleotide messenger RNA. Lineage: Eukaryota; Viridiplantae; Streptophyta; Magnoliopsida; Poales; Poaceae. The record is from the annotation of a GenBank genome assembly.